Molecule: messenger RNA, 1191 nt
Organism: Trifolium pratense (red clover)
Lineage: Eukaryota; Viridiplantae; Streptophyta; Magnoliopsida; Fabales; Fabaceae
Exons: 3
Coding region: 1-1191 (396 amino acids)
Source: RefSeq, a predicted model, not a curated record
AUGGAAGGUUAUUGCCAGCAACUUAAACUGAAUAUAGACGACACACCGGUGCAGUACUUCUUAUGUGAAUGUUCCAAAUCUAAAAGUAGGGAAACUAAAGAAUGUCUUUUGAGUAUUUUUAGGAAUAAAAAUUGCUCUUGUCGCAAAGCAUUCGACAGAAAAUUAUUAUCCCCCGAAUAUUUAAAUCUAGAAAAUGGUUUUGUUAAGGAAAAUGCUACAUUUAUCAUUUCUGAUGAUCUUUAUGUGAUGCCUAAUGUUUUUGGGGCAAGUUUACUACUACUCCAAAAGCUUGAAGUAGAUACCUUAGAUGCUAUUGAGGAAAAAACCGUUGAUAUCAAUAAAAAAGAGGUAGUUGAUCUUCUGAAGUUGUCAUUACUCUCAAAGGCUCCUUUAUCUGAUUUUGUUUUGAAGAUCCAAUCAAUUGACAAUUUUAACAUAAGGAGCAAUUUGGAUUUUCUGAUUGGAGAGCUACCAUCAGAUGAGGGUAGGAAAAUGUCUGUGAAAGUUACCUUAAGAAAAUCAAAUGAACAAAUUUUGUUUGUUGAAGCAGAAGAUGAUUUUGUUGACUUUGUUUUUAGUUUUCUAACCUUUCCCUUGGGAGGAGUGUUGCAUAUGCUUCAAGGAUUCACUUCUCUUAGAUGCAUUGAUAAUUUAUACAAAAGCAUGACCGAGUUGAGUUCUGAAAGAUAUUUAUUCUCAACGAGAAUCAAAGACAAACUAUCCAAGCCUCAAUGUUUCCCUCAAUUCGAGCUUAACGACCAAAUAUUACCAAUUGGUUCAUCAUCCUUACCCAAUUAUUUUUUUGUUACUUACAUUAAUGAUAUUGCAUAUUCUACUGAUCUUACAAAAGAAAUGUUGGAUUGCAAGUAUAAUCCCAAAAUGGAGCACAUUUUUCCAGAUUAUGUACCAUAUAAAUUUGUUGAUCUUAAGUCCUCUACCGAAAAAUCAACAUUUGCGAAAGGACCCUUAAUUUACAUGGUGACGGACGACUUGUGUGUGACUCCAAUGUCGUCCAUAUCUACAAUGUCAUAUUUAAGAAGAGCAAAAGUCCCACUGUCUGAUUUGGAGGAAAGAGUCAUCAAAAUUGGUGUGAAAGAGGGUCUCAGCAUACUAAAAGCGUCAUUGAUCUCAACAUCUGCUUUGCAAUAUGGUCUGAAGCAAUUUAUAAGAACUAUUAAGGUGGAGAAAUGA